AUGGGAAGUCCGACUAAAUAUGAAGCCGAGUCCGGGUUGCGAUGGAACCGGGUAGUACCCGCGUUCAAUCUUUUGCGCAACGCGGGAUAUGAAGCUCAGCAACCACAAGCCGACGGCCGCCUGGCUCGAUCGCUUUAUGUAAAUGCCUUGGUUUACCUUCUCGAUGCUUUACCGCCAGAUCUGUCUACCGAGGAGACUUCCAUGCUCGAACAUCACAUCCCAGAGUCGGUCAAAGCAUCACUAGCGCCAUAUCCUCAACCACCGCAAUAUCUCCCUGAUGGGAACAACAAAUACAACUCCCACCCGAGAUCGUAUCUACAUAGACUCCUCGCCUCGACAAUUGUGCAAAUAUUUAUUCUCCUGCGAAUCCUUCUACCAUAUGCAAAGCUGCUUUUGCGCCAGAUAUAUGCAUAUGAGCGGACCCACCGUAUCACUGAGCGCAUUCUAACCACUACGCUGGACACAGCCGAUGGGCUUGGGAAAGGCAGUAUCAACAUCGGCGUGGCGGUUUGCAAACUCAAUGAAGGAAGACGAUAA
Messenger RNA from Penicillium arizonense, 537 nucleotides. RefSeq lists its product as uncharacterized. The transcript has 3 exons. Bases 1 to 537 code for a protein of 178 amino acids. Lineage: Eukaryota; Fungi; Ascomycota; Eurotiomycetes; Eurotiales; Aspergillaceae. The record is from RefSeq and is a predicted model, not a curated record.